AUGCCGCUCUCGCGCCGCUUCUGGGACGUGGUGCUAGGCUUUCUCUCUUCGCUCGUGGUGCAGGGCUCGGCGCUACGGCUGGCCGCUGUGGAUCAAUUUCUCUGGCAGCCUCCCACCGCCAUGGCGUCAGGGACCGUUCAGGCCUGGGCUUGGAUCCUGCACCACGGGAAUCGAGGCUGGCAGCACCAGCGAGUCUGGGACCACUUGCGGCCGCAGGAGGUGACUCCAGUCAAUGAGCUGCUGAAGAGGUUCAUGACGCCCGACGCUGAUGUAUACCUCGAGCAACGUGGUGAGUCGAGCCCCUACUACCAGGCGGUGCUUCUCGCUUCAGAUCGACGGACCAUCCCCCCCGGGAUUGCGCGGGCCGAGGCACGCAGGUUCCGACGCCCGCCCGUUGCAGCCGAGCUCGCGGAGACCAUCAGCCAGGCUCGUCAGGCAGCAGAUGACUUGUACACCCAGCAGGCAGCGGCGGCGGGCUUGCCGGCGGGGGCUCCGCCCGGAGGCGCAGUCAUAUUUCGAGCGCAGCCGCCCGCGGUGAUGCCUGAGGGCGGCCUGGAGCCAGCAGCUGGUGACCGGACCCCCGCUGCUCCUCUUGCGGGCGGCGUGUCCGCGGGCGCCGCUGGGAGUCAACGGGAGACGGUGGAGUCGACCAUCCACGGCCCUCGCGGGACUCCCGUUGCCUUGGCGGAGACCGACCACGUGCAGAGCGAGGUCGGCAUCUUCACCGCGCCCUCGGGCACGGCCGUGGUGUUCCGCGACUUGCAGGCUCACCCCGUGGAAGAGUACCCCACCAUGGAGAGCCAUCACGAUUUGAGGGUCACCAUGCCCACGAUCUUGGCGUCACGGGAUCGUCUCAGGGGUCGCUUCAUCGUAUCAGAUGUUCAGCUGCGGGAGUCACUCUUUCGAGACUGGCCCAUGUUCGGGCCCAGGACCAUCACGUGGUGCUGCAGCUGGCUCUCUCACCGACAUGGAGGGCCUCUCAGGCAUCACCGAUCGCUCCUCAUGACCGACGGCGUGCGGACCGAUGACUGGGGCGGGGAAGUCCACGACACUGCCAUGCGCUGCUGGGAUGAGGGCCUCCACUACAACAUGAUUGACGUCAGCAACAGUGCCGCGAUCGAGCUCGUUCUCGGUAGGGCGCUGCGGGUUGAGUACGUGUACCACAUGGACUUCUUGGCCUCGCCCUGCUCGGGGCCGAAGGGCAAGAACAAGAGGAGCUCAUCCUCCAUGGACCCCGCCCACCUGGUCGACCUACCGGCGGCUGGAUCUGUUUCGCGGUCUCUCGAGCAUCUGGCUUGUGAUCGGGGCAAAGGGAUUGCUGAGCGGUUAAUUCAAUUGCGCUUGCCAGAAUCUACUGGCAGGGAGAUAGCUAAGCUCGAGGGACCUGCCCGGCCUUACUCGGACCCCGCUCUCAGACGGUCGCCCGCCCUUUACGCGGAGUUGCUGCGUGGGGUGGCCGACUGCGACCUGAUCGAGGGGCAUUUGUCGGGCGAGGUCUCAUGCGGGCUGUUCUUUGUUUAUAAGAAGUCAGGGAAGUAUCGCUUGAUAGUUGAUGGUAGGCAACCAUCUUGCCAUUUUCGAGAUAGCGACCCCGUGGCGCUGGCGUCUGGGGCUGCCUUUUCGGCCAUAGAGGUUGACAGUGCGGCUCCCGUCCAGGUCGGCUCGGUCGAUAUCGUAAACGCUUUUUACAACGUGCAAUUACCCGAAGCUCUUCGUGACGUGUUCGUCCUCCCGAGGGUUCGGGCCGACCUGGUGAAUGUCUCGACGGCCCAAGGCCGCGCUGUCAGACGGGGCCAGUACUUCUUUCCAGUCCUGAAGGUGAUCCCGAUGGGAUGGAAGCUUUCUCUCUGGGCCUGCCAGCAAGUGCUGGAGUAUCGAUAUGUUGAUAGCUUUUUCGCUUUCGGGAAGGAUCGGGAGGUUGUCAGGGGCGUGGCGGAGGAGGUGCAGCAGGAGUUGAGUGGGGUGGAUCUUCCUACGCAUCCAGUUCCAGAGGAUAAGCUCGACAUCGACUCGAGUAUAUGGGACGGCGAAUGGCGGCGUGUCUCGGUGAUCCUCGAGGGCCGCAACGCGGUUCUAGCUCACCUCCACAAGACGAGUGCCAUGGCGAAUUUCGGGAAGCGCCACUUGUACUUGGGUGACGCCAUGGCCAGCAUCCUUGCCGUGUCCAAGGGCCGUUCAUCCUCGCGAUUGAUGCGUGUCUGUCGUCAGAUCGGUGGUCUCAACCUUGCCUUCAAUAUGACUUCUCGCUGGCGGUGGCUUCCUUCAGAGCACAAUCCUGCAGAUCGAGGCUCAAGGCGCAAGCAGGGUGACUGGGCCGAGGCGUCAGCCAAGCCCCGUGCGCCCGACCCCCCAGCUGCUGUCCUGCCCAGACCGAGACAUGCUCCGCUGAACGGAGACGCCCGCGGCCAGCGGGACAGCCGCGUCCGCGCCUUUGCAGCCAGGCUCGGUCGGGCCUUCGGCGUCGACUUCUGCCCCGCUGAUGCCCCAGUCGCGGCUGCCAGCAGCGAGGACUUCGACCGCUCGGAGCCAGGCCUUCGAGCCGAUCUCGCUGCUCGCCGCCGCCGGGGCAACGUGGCGGAGUCGACGGUCGACGAGCUCGGCCCGUCCUUGCUCGGGAGGCGCACCGAGAAGAAGUAUCAGGAAGCUCGGUGCGAGCGAAUUGUGGGUCAGCUCUGUCUGUGGUGUGCGGCAGCCAGCCGGGUGAUCGACAGCGCCACCCAGCUCGUCUCGGCGGUGACGGCCUACCUUCAUGCGCUGUUCUUCCAGGGCUACCUGAGGUCGGUGGUCACCUUCCUCCUAGUGGCCCUCGCGUACUGUCAGCAGGACCUGUCGCCGAAGGGACCCAGAGCUCUGGCGAUGUGGACCCUGCGGCCGUUCGAGUCGGAGUGCAGCACGCCACCAAGGACGGGCGGGCCCGACAAGCCGCUGAGCCACGACAACACGGUGUUCUGUUGGGUGGGAGGCCUGCUGUCGCGGCUCAGGGCCGGCCGCGGCGCAACGCCGCCUCUGCUCGACCUGAAGUGCUCGAGCUGGGCCGCCCUGUUCUCCCAGGCCGCGGUGGACGUGGGCCUCGGCAGCCUGGGGCCUCCCACGCUGUGCCAGCUCCGACACAGUGGGGCGAUCCACGGGCUGGCCACCCGCGCCCGCCCUCUCGCCGAGAUCAAGAAGCGUGGGCGGCGGGCUUCCGACAGUAGCGUGGGCUCGCACGCCGCGCAGCGCCAGGCCCACACUGCCGCCGCCCGCACCAGGUCGCAGAUCUUGAGGACGCCGCUCGCCAGGCAGCUGUGA
Prorocentrum cordatum is the source of this 3288-nucleotide messenger RNA. Lineage: Eukaryota; Dinophyceae; Prorocentrales; Prorocentraceae. The record is from the annotation of a GenBank genome assembly.